Molecule: messenger RNA, 1062 nt
Organism: Cylindrotheca closterium
Lineage: Eukaryota; Bacillariophyta; Bacillariophyceae; Bacillariales; Bacillariaceae
Source: the annotation of a GenBank genome assembly
AUGACAUCUCGAAAUGUUUAUUCUGCGUCUCGGUCUAUUGCACUCGCCAACAGAAGGAGUGUCCGUUCCCUUUCCACUUCAUUCAAGAUGACAAUUGACGACACACCACUAGGAACCGAAAAUGGCAGGUUUCUUCUGGACGGACUUGAUAUCUACUCGGUAGCAGCAAAAGAUGAUAAGCAUCCUUUGACAGUGUAUGGAAUUGAUAGCUCGCAUCCAAAGCCUGACGAUAAUAUUCUACUGAUGCUUCAUGGUCGGACGUGGUCUUCUGUUCCAGUCUAUCACCUUAUGGGCGGCCCACAGCACAAACAAGAAGGGUAUGAAUCCAGAAGUCUGAUGGAAUUGUUUGCAGAAAAUAAGAUCAAGACGUAUGCAAUGGACUUUAGGGGAUUUGGUGGGACUCCUCGCGAUCCAAAGGGGGUGGUUGAACCACAUCGAUGCGUGGAGGAUGUAGAGUCUGUUCUCGCCUGGAUCAUGGAAAGGCAUGAAACAACUCCAGAACGUGGGGAUUUGAGUCUAAUGGGAUGGUCUCAAGGAGCAUUGGUUGCCCAGCUUGCCGCCCAGAAAUCUCAUCCAGUUUUCUCAAAGCUGAUUCUUUAUGGCUCAAUCUACGACCCAACAAUUCGAUAUCCACGGCAACCCCUCUUUUCGUCGUCAAAAGAUGAAAUUGAAGAAAUUGAAAACACAUGGGACGGCGCGGUGGAGGACUUUACAAUAGAAGGAUCGAUUCCACCGGAGACCGCCAGCAAAUUUGCUGAGGCUGCUCUUCUUUCCGAUCCUAUCAAGGCUAAUUGGAACCAAUUGUAUCAAUUUAACAACUGUGAUCCCGGAAAAGUCCAUGUUCCUACUCUAGUGAUUGCGGGGGACCAGGACCCUUAUGCCCCUCUUCCUGUCCAACAGGAGCUUUUCGCCAAUUUAGGCAGAGGAUCCGACCGAACUCUCAGCAUUCUAGCUGAUGCCGAUCACGCCGUCCAUCUCCUUGAUGGUAGAGAGCGAUUUGCGAAGAUCAUCAAGAGCUUCUUGAUGAAUGGGAAAAGGAGAGAGCAGUUGUGGGAGUACUAA